Messenger RNA from Alternaria arbusti, 354 nucleotides. RefSeq lists its product as uncharacterized. The coding region runs from base 1 to 354 and encodes 117 amino acids. Lineage: Eukaryota; Fungi; Ascomycota; Dothideomycetes; Pleosporales; Pleosporaceae. The record is from RefSeq and is a predicted model, not a curated record. Gene Ontology annotation, molecular function: peptidyl-prolyl cis-trans isomerase activity. The transcript has 4 exons.
AUGGGCGUUGAAAAGCUCGUGAUCAGACCUGGCAAUGGCAUAGACUUCCCGAAGAAGCAUGACGAGGUGUCUAUGGAAUACACUGGUCGCGGUGACCUGAUCACUCCCAUCGGUGCCGGCCGGGUCAUCAAAGGCUGGGAUGAGGGCAUUUUAGGCUCCGCAGAGGCUUCUCCAAUGACGCUGGGAGAGAAGGCGACUUUAAUCAUAACAUCAUCGUUUGAGCCAUGCUUCUUCGAAUCUCCCGCGCUCCUGGACGUCCAUGCCGCAGCAACCGCCAAUCUUGUACAACACGAAUGUCUGCAGCCUAUUGGCAUCGCCGCAUCUUUGGACUUCGAAGAUCUGAUCAGACCAUGA